Messenger RNA from Choloepus didactylus (southern two-toed sloth), 845 nucleotides. RefSeq names its product protein POLR1D-like. The transcript is spliced from 3 exons. Bases 109 to 477 code for a protein of 122 amino acids. NCBI's taxonomy places the organism in Eukaryota, Metazoa, Chordata, Mammalia, Pilosa, Megalonychidae. The record is from RefSeq and is a predicted model, not a curated record.
GCUCAUUCCGUCGGUCGGUCCUUCCUGCUUCCCCGCACGUUUCGCGCUAUGGAACAGAGUCUCCUGUCCGCCAGCAGCACUUGAGGAGCCGGGAAGCAGCCCCCCGCGAUGGAAGAGGACCAGGAGCUGGAGAGGAAAGCAAUAGAAGAACUGCUUAAGGAGGCGAAACGUGGAAAAACUAGAGCAGAAACGAUGGGACCUAUGGGGUGGAUGAAGUGUCCUCUUGCUGGUACAAAUAAAAGAUUUCUAAUGAACACAAUUAAGAACACAUUGCCCCCACAUAAAGAGCAAGACCAUGAACAAAAAGAGAGCAAUAAGGAACCUGUGAAGAACCAGAACCAGAAAGAAGAAAACCCAAAGAAGCACCGAACCCAUCCAUACAAGCCCAGCUUCCGAGCACGAAGUAGAGGCAGUUAUUCUCCGGCACGGAAGCGGAACACCAAGGAGAAGUAUGAAAAGCAUUCAAACAAGCGAUGAGGCACGAUGGAGAAACAGCACGACUGUGGCAAGCAACAAAUGCCGUCACACUUGGGACUGGGGGACAUGUGGCUUUCUUUAAGCAGAGGGGUUAUUGAGUACCGGUUUUUAGCUGGCAGAGAAAAUGCCCAAGAAUGAUUUUUACAGUAGAUCUUUUGUUGUUUUUAAAGAGGCUGUUGGUGACCAGCAAAAUGACCUAGCGAUUCUUCAAAGAAAUUAGUACAAAGGGACUGGUCUGAAGAUGUCUGGGCAAGUUUAAACUCCUUCUGCAAUACAGAUGUAUUGUUUUUAUUCUAUCUUGUUUAGAAACUCACUUCAAAGUAAGCAAAGCUAGAAUUUAAAUUAAAAAUUUUCAGAGAUCGAUGAAA